This is a messenger RNA of Poeciliopsis prolifica (blackstripe livebearer), 3914 nucleotides long. It is a transcript of the gene nxpe3, whose product is annotated as neurexophilin and PC-esterase domain family, member 3. The record is from RefSeq and is a predicted model, not a curated record. The transcript has 6 exons. Lineage: Eukaryota; Metazoa; Chordata; Actinopteri; Cyprinodontiformes; Poeciliidae. Bases 401 to 2125 code for a protein of 574 amino acids.
UGAUGUGCUGUGGUUGCUGUGUGUUCUCCGUUUGCAAACGACAGAAAUAUUUUUUUUUUUUGCUUUUGCCGUUUGCCAGAGUCUUAAGCCUGAGCUGUCACCACACAGAUUUUUAUUUUUUCCACAAAAUUGGCGUCACGAACAAGGAUUCUUUGCUGCUUCGUCCAAUCGGUGGUCUAGAAGAGGGUUGACCACCAAGGCUUCUCCUCCCAACCUCCACCAAAUUUGUCUGAGAGAAAGGGGACUCUCCUGGAUCCACCGAGAGGAUCAACCACGACAGAAUGAAGAUCCAAGGCUGAGAAAAAAGCUACUCUUUUAAAGAGCUGAAAAGCAAAACCAUGCCGUGGUGACGUGCGGGCGAAGAGCAGGGCCUGAUCAUGAGAGAUAAAAAGGAGACACCAUGUGCCGAAAUCUGUCCAAGUAUGCCUUGCUUUUCGUGUUCCUGUUGUUGUCAGGAUUCAUCUUCCUGCUGCGCAACAUCCACACUCUGGAGAGUUGGAACUGCCACGCAAUCUCGGCCUUUUACCAGUUUCAGACCAGGAUCCACUCGUCUCUCGUGAACCUCCCAACAUACAAUCAGAACCUCACCUUCUGUGCCCAUCUGGGCCAGAAACCAUCUCCUGAGGAUAAACUUGAAGAGCACUACUUGUUGGACUCAAUAGAGUGGCCUGGCCCUCCAGCUCGCCUUGCUCCACUCGGCCUACGCCAGACGAGUGACCCUGUUCACAGCCUCUUCACCGUCCUUCCCAAUAAGGAAAGAAGAGAGUGGCGCAUCGGGGACCAGCUGGAGGCUCUGGUCCAAAUGCACGACUAUCAGGGUCGUCCUAAGCGUUACGGCGGGGACUUCCUCCUUGCCAGGCUGCAUUCUCCAGAGCUCGGCGCGGGUGUAGCCGGGACGGUGGUCGACCACAGGAAUGGAAUUUACUCUGCUCUGUUCCCGCUGCUCUGGGUGGGGGCCGCCCACGUCGAGAUAACGCUUGUGCACUCCAGCGAGGCGGUCGCUGUGCUGAAACACUUGAGGGAGCAUCGGCCCGAUCGGGUUUUCUUCAAGAGCCUGUUCCGCUUGGGUUUCUUGUCAGAAACGACUCUGUGUAACAUGUGCUUACCCUCCGACCAGCAUCCUCUGUGCAACUAUACAGACCUCUACACGGGCGAACCCUGGUACUGCUACAAGCCCAAGAUGCUCGGCUGUGACACCAGAAUCAACCACGCCAAAGGGGGAUAUUUAAAACACCUCCUGACCAACAAGGAGGCUCUGCUCUUCCAGAGUGGUGUAAACAUCAAAGUUCAAAUACACGCCUCAGGAGAAGACAGAAUCAACGUGCUGCCACCUGAAGCAGGUGAAGUUGAGAAGGAAAGCAGCUCUGUGAAAACAGACCCGGUUAAGCCCAGGCCUUCUGGAUAUUAUUUUAAAGACUCCUGGAGGCCGUUAGGAGGCACCGUAAUGCGUCGCUUCAACGAAUCGGCGGCAAUCACUCAGUGUUUGAGGAACAAGGUGAUCAACAUGUAUGGCGACUCAACUGUUCGACAGUGGUUCGAGUACCUCAUUACCUUGGUCCCAGAAAUGAAGGAGAUAAACCUGCACAGUCCGAAAAAUGUGGGGCCCUUCAUGGCCGUGGAUACAACCCAUAACAUCCUGGUAAAGUACCGAUGCCAUGGCCCGCCCAUACGCUUUUCCACUGUCCUGUCCAGCGAGUUGCGCUACAUUUUUAAUGAACUGGACGGCCUUUCCGGAGGCCCCAACACCGUGGUGGUCCUCAGCAUCUGGGCCCACUUCAGCACCUUCCCCGUGGAGGUGUACAUCCGGCGCCUCAGGCACAUUCGGCGAGCGCUGCUGAGAUUGCUGGGCCGGGCGCCGGAGACGCUGGUGGUGAUCCGGUCGGCCAACCUCCAAGCCCUGGAUGAGGAGGUGAGCCUGUACAACAGCGACUGGUACUCCCUGCAGCUGGACACGGUGCUUAAGGCUAUGUUCAGAGGCCUGGAUGUUCUCAUGGUGGACGCCUGGGAAAUGAGUUUGGCUCAUCACCUCCCUCACGCCCUCCAUCCUCCUCAGACCAUCGUGCAGAACAUGAUAGACAUGCUUCUGUCUUACGUCUGCCCAGGGACAAAGUCGAGGACAAAGUAGAAGCUGCGGCGUCUGGUGAAAGAAUCUCUUGUCGAAGGGAACGGGAAUUCAUCUGUCAACUGUACGGAUCUGAGCAGCUUCUGUUACCCUCCCAAAUUUUAGCGAAUGGUUUUAUACUUAUCGUGUUCCUUCCUGUACAUAAUUUAUUCCAGGAAUGCCAAAGACUCAGGCAGAAUCACUUCUUCUCCGCUGCUGGAACCAAAGUGAGCUUGUCUGUGCGUGUCAAGCGUACCCGGCUUCUUCAUGCCUCUCAAUACAGCCUGAGGCAGAAAAAAUCAUGUCUUAUUUUUCUCAUUCAUCCCUUCAUCACAAACAAGAUUCCUCCUGAAUGCUACAAAAGAAAAAAUUGGACAAAACGUACCUUAGAAUCAAAUAUGAAUGAAUUAUUUUAAAACAUUACAAAUUUGCACCAGUUUAAGUAGUUAAAUGUUUCCGAUUGCUAUGACUUAACGUAGAAACCUGAAUAAGCUCAAAAUUCAUGUUUGAAAUUAUAGUUUUGAGAAAACUGACCAAAACAGUGUCGCCGUAUGUGGGAAAGCCUUGCUAGUGUUUGUUGAAGCAGCAACACUCAGUGCAGCCCGGGUUUGCUUCAGGUGAACGUCACACACUGGUGGUCAGACAUUUUCUCUCAAACGUUUCUGCUGGAAGGCAUUAGAGUCACCGUAGAGACUUGUUUUUCUCGUAAAGUUUUUUGUUUUUUGUUUGGGAUCAACACUUUUCACUUUUGUCUCAUCAAUCCACAGAGUAUUUCCCCAAAAAUGAAACUCUUGAAUUCAUCAAGAUGUUUUUGGGGCCAGUGUAAAGGAGAGGCUUUUGUCUUCUUUUUGGUUAGCAAGCCUUUUUGUUUGCCUGAAAGCUUUUCUACUUUUGCCUUUUACGUGACAUAAGACAGUGCCUCCAAUGGUUCUGGUUUUCUUUUGUUUUCGGCUACUCCUCCCAAGGUGCUCAGGAACUCUUUUCACUCUUCGAUAUGAGAAAAUGUAAAGUGAAUCAAAUUUAUACAGAUUUCUGAUCAAAACUUUUGGCUCAAGAGCACAAUAGAGUUUGCACAACAGUUAGUUUCAUCAUUGACUAUUGAUUUAGGUGAGAAACAAUCAUUGCUGGCUCGUGUUGGAAUCUGAGCCAGCCAGUUAUGGAGUAUUUCUGAAGUGAUUUCUAGGAGAGGAUGAAUGUUUUGGAUAUUUUCCUUGUUAAAAAAAUGUGAAACUCUGUGAGCGAUCAGUAUUUUUAAAAAUAUAACGAGAGUACAUGCACUUUUAAAUAGAAACUUUUACUUAUCUUGCAAUUUAGUACCAAGGCUACUAUAUUCUUUUGAAAUUUGGGGGAUUUUUAAUUCUGUGGCAUCUCACCACUUAAAGAUAUCAAAAAUACCACAUGUGCCACUAGAUACAUACUAUCUAAAUCUAUCAGACCCAAUAGUCUCAUGCUACCCUAUGAUGACACUUUGUCUGUACCGAUGAAGGUGAACUCUCCUCGGCAUGCAGAACGCUUGCAGCUGUGGCUACAAUCUAGUAGCUUACUGUCAGUGUGUUAAUGUGUGAAUGAAUGGAAAUGACUGAUCUUAUUGUAAAGCGUCUUUGAGAGACCUGGAAAGCUCUAUACAGGUCUGAUUUUAUUUCUUACUUCCUCUUAGGAAACCAAGUUAUUUGAGCAUCAACACAAUGUUCUAUCCUCAGACCUUUAGAUGACAUUUUGUGCAAAUCAGAAUUUUUUAAUACAAGUUUACCAAGACUGUUAAUUUCCCCUUAUUGUUACUUAUCACUUUUGAAAUAAAGAAUUUUAUAUUUAA